GCGACAAGGGUGACCGCGGUAUCCCCGGUGAGAUUGGAACCCCAGGCUUCCCCGGCCAGAAGGGUGACCGUGGAGACGAUGGUCUGCCAGGAAUUCCCGGAGAGGACGGUCUGCCGGGAGUGCAAGGCGAGAAGGGAGAUCCCGGCCAGCCUGGCUUGACCAUCACCGGACCACCUGGACCCCCUGGACCUGCUGGACGUCCCGGUUCUCUCGACGUCAUCCCAGAGUUUGAGGCUGGACCUAAAGGUGACCCCGGCGAGCCAGGUCUGCCUGGAAUGCCCGGACAGAUUGGACCAGCGGGUAUCCCCGGACCCCCAGGAGAUCGUGGAUUCCCCGGACUUGUCGGACCAGUUGGACCCAAGGGCCAGCCUGGCUUGACCAUCACCGGACCACCUGGACCCCCUGGACCUGCUGGACGUCCCGGUUCUCUCGACGUCAUCCCAGAGUUUGAGGCUGGACCUAAAGGUGACCCCGGCGAGCCAGGACUGCCUGGAAUGCCCGGACAGAUUGGACCAGCGGGUAUCCCCGGACCCCCAGGAGAUCGUGGAUUCCCCGGACUUGUCGGACCAGUUGGACCCAAGGGCACCUCCGUCAUCGGGCCACCCGGUAUUCCUGGAGAGCCAGGCUUCCCCGGCAGCAAUGGUGAGGUGGGAUCGCGCGGACCCCAGGGCUUGCAAGGACCCCCCGGACCCCCCGGACCUCCAGGACCAGCCUCUGGAGCUGGCACCGGUGUCUGGAUUGACGGCAGUUCUGGAGACGGAGAACUUGAACCCGGACCCCCUGGACCUCCUGGACCCCUGGGACCUGUCGGACCCGAGGGACCUCCUGGUGCCGCCGGACCCAAGGGAGAGCCCGGAUUUCCCGGACUUGAUGGUGAGCCUGGUAUUGACGGAACUCCUGGCCAGCCAGGUAUCCAGGGUGUGCCAGGUCUGCCUGGCAAGUUUGAGGGCAACAUGGAGGACCUGAUCGGACCGCAGGGACCCCCAGGACGUGCCGGAAUCCCGGGGCCUGUUGGACCAGAGGGACUGCCGGGUGUGACUGGACAACAGGGAGAGAGAGGGCCAGAAGGACCACUUGGACCCAAGGGAGACCCAGGUGUUGCUGGCAUGCCAGGACUUCCCGGUCAGAACGGCCAGACAGGCUUGCCUGGUAGAGACGGUAUUGACGGUAUACCAGGAGCUCUUGGACCAAUGGGACCCCCUGGACCCCCCGGACCCCCAGGACCUACUGGGUCAGGAAGUGGAACAGUCUUCUUCGGCAGUGGUGACGGUGAACUGGAGGGUACUCCCGGACUCCCCGGACCCCGUGGCUUGCCAGGACCUCAGGGACCACAAGGUAUCCAGGGUCUGAGAGGCCCGAUUGGACAGCCAGGACCCCGCGGAGAGGAAGGAAUUGUGGGACCCCCUGGAGAUAAAGGAGAAAGAGGAUUUGACGGAGAACAAGGUAUCCCUGGCAACCAUGGAGAGCCUGGAACCCCUGGCCGUGCUGGACCCCAGGGACCACAGGGAGAAGCAGGUCUGCCUGGACUGGAUGGAGAUAGAGGUCAAAAGGGAGAUAGAGGCGAGCCAGGCCCAGCUGCCCCCAUCCCCCCGGCACCACUCUCCAAGCCAGGACCCCAGGGACCCCAGGGUCUGCAAGGACCCCCAGGACCCCCCGGACUCCCAGGCCGACCAGCUGUGGCGUUGUCCGACUCAACAGUUGAGGUGGCUGGUGAGCCUGGCCUUCCGGGUGAAAAGGGAGCAAAGGGUGAGCCUGGUAUUAUCGGUUUGCAAGGAUUCCCAGGAGACGUUGGCCGUUCAGGAGCACCCGGCUUGAAUGGAGAGCCAGGAGAGCCCGGAAUGGAUGGACUGCCUGGACCUAAGGGAGACACAGGAGAGCGUGGUCUUGUCGGUCUCACCGGACCUCAAGGACCCACUGGACUUCAAGGACCCCCAGGACCUCCCGGAGAAGUGAGAGAUGUCAGCGGUGGUCUUGGCGUCCUCGGACCGAAGGGCGAGCCAGGUGAGCCAGGACCUAUUGGUCCCCGCGGACCGGUCGGACGCAGAGGAGAGAUGGGUCUCCCAGGAUUUGUUGGACGUCCUGGCUUGCGUGGUCGUCGUGGACCGGCUGGUUACGGUGUGCCAGGAGAUAAGGGAGAGCGUGGUUUCCCUGGCCGCCCAGGCAGAACUGCCAUUUUGGACGCCAGCACUGCAGCUGCCCUGCCCGGACCUAAGGGAGAUGAGGGAUCAAGAGGACCUCGAGGUGUGGCUGGACCCCAAGGACCCCCCGGACCCCCAGGACCCGCAGGGACUGGUGCUGGGCCUGAUGGAGUUAUUCUGGCAGAGAAAGGUGAAAAGGGUGAGAAGGGCUUCCCUGGAAGAGAUGGCAACGAUGGUAGACCAGGAAGAGAGGGACCCCAGGGUGCGGAUGGUGACACUGGUCUCCGCGGACCCCCCGGACCCCCUGGACCCCCAGGCUUGUCCAACAUUGGAUCAUUCGGCAGCGGUGAUGGCGAGGUGGUUAUCAGGGGACCGGCCGGACCAGAGGGACCCGUCGGACCUCAAGGAGAGAGGGGCCCACGUGGACCAGCUGGCGUCGGAAUCGAGGGACCUCGCGGCAGACCGGGACAGGCUGGUCUCCCAGGACCACCCGGAUCUCCAGGCUUGGGAAUUGCCGGACCCCCUGGACCCCCCGGAACACCAGGAAUCCCCGGAGAGAGCACCGGAAGUGGGCGGGACCGUUACAGAGGACCCCCAGGACCCCCAGGACCUCCGGGACCCCCAGGGCCUCUCGGUGGAGUGGGAAGUGGCGGCACGGAGACCGUCAUCGGCUUUGGAAGUACUGUGGGAGCUGGCGGCAGCAGGGGUGCUGUGGUCUACGAGAACAUGAAUGCCCUCUUGCAGGCUGCAUCCAAUCUUCCAGUAGGCAUGCUGGCCUUUGUCAUUGACCGAGAGUUUGUCUACGUGCGUGUCCGCGAUGGUCUUCAGAUGGUGCAGCUUGGACAGACGAUAGCCCUCCCAGUCGAGAGACCUACUAGUACCAAUGAGGCGUUCACUGGCGAAGAUGGCGAUGUCAUUAUUGAUACUGUGACGCUCCACUGGGAUCUUUCCAACAACGGGCCUGUGAACAGUACCUCGGCGGUUGACAGAGACGAGGAGGAGAAGAACAUGUAUCUGCGCCAGCUGGAAGAGAGGAAGAGGCAUAGAGAAGAACAAGAACGACAGAGGAAGAUCAUGGAAGCGGAACUGGCCAGGUUAGCGCGGGAGAGAGAGAAGGUCGAAACAAGAAGGAAUGGCGAGAGAUCUAGGCUAGAGAGAGAGAGGCAACGAGAAGAAAAGAGGAGAAAGAGGCUGGAUGCUCGGAGGAAAGCCGAGAAAGACCAGAAAAGACAAAGAAUUGAGGAAGAGAGAAAACAAAGAAUUGAGGAGGAGCGAAAACAGCAAGAAGAACGCGAAAGACGAAACGAGGAAGAGAGAGAAAGACAGAGACUGGAGGAAGAGAAGAAGCGCAGAGAGGAGUUGGAAGAAAAGAGGAAUCAAGAAAGAGAGAAGAUAGAGAGAGAACGCCAGAGAUUGGUGGAGGAAAGGAAGCGGCAGGUGGAGGAGAGGAAGCAGCAAAGACUGGAGAUGGAGAGAAGACGGCAGGAGGAACGCGAGCGAAGACAGAGACAGCGCGAGCAAGGCAAUGGCGGGACAAACGAGCCUCCGAGCAACGUCCGUCAGCACCGAGACCGAGCCCGUCUGGAGGAAGAGCUCCGGCGUCGGGCUCGACUCGACCGGGAGGAACGACUCAACCGGCGCCGAGACCGGUACAACCGACGCCGGAAGCCGGGCGUGGUUACCGUCAACGUGCUGGACAACAGGGACGAGGAGAAGGAGGAGGACGAGAAGAAGGAGACCCCCGUCAAUGUAGCCUUUGAAGUCCUGCGGACCACAGAGGCACCGCCAAUCAACAUCAUCCCUCCACCAAGUUAUGCUACCGGUCGCAUGCUCCACCUUGUUGCCCUGGACAAACCACUGGCAGGAUCUAUGCGUGGUAUCCGUGGAGCCGACUACGAGUGUCACAGACAGGCUCGCCGCAGCGGACUGAGGGGAACCUAUCGCGCCUUCCUCUCAUCCGCCACACAAAACCUCAACUCUAUCAUCUACUACUCUAGAGAUAGGCAGAUUCCUAUUGUGAACAAAAAUAAUCAAAUUCUGUUCAAUUCCUGGGAGAUAAUGAUUGAUGGAGGUGGUGCUAAGUUCAACACCCAGGUCCCCAUCUACUCAUUUGAAGGCAAAGAUGUUAUGGUCGAUGGACAGUGGCCACAAAAGUACAUCUGGCACGGAUCUACUCAGAGGGGAGAGUUCAGUGCCGGCAAGUUCUGCGACAAGUGGCAUUCUCGCUCCACCACCAACAUGGGCCGUGCCAGCUCCCUGAUCAAGCACAUGCUGCUGGACCAGGAAGAGUACACGUGUAACAAUGCGUUCAUCGUGUUGUGUAUAGAGAACACAGCCCGGCGGAACUUCUAAGCUGGGGCCACUGAGAUUUCAAUGUAGAUGAGAAACAAGAACCUUGCAGUGCUGAAUGGAGAGAAUGAAAGGAAAUGUAGUUGCUUUGCCUUUCACUUGUGUGUUGUUGAAGGAGAGGAGAUGUGGAAGGCCAGCAUGCUGGUUGGCAUUUUUACAGUUUGUGUAAUCUCUUGUACAUUUGUCCUCUAGAUGAGCUUCUCAUACUAUAGUCGUCAGCAUUAAGUAUUAUCUAUUUUAUCUUGAGCUGUACUCCAUUAGUGAGCCGUAGAGUACAAUUUGAAAUUCUUUGAAUCUGUUUUUUAUCUGAUGUUUCAUUUAAUUUUUACAACAAUAAACAAAACAAACAGAAAGGUGAUGGUAAUUUAGAACAUCAGUUUUUUUCAUAUGCAAGGUCUGUGAGAGAAUGUUAUUCAGAGGAAGAGUGAAAGGGAAUCGCGGGAUGAACCAAUGAAAGUGCUUCUUGCAUGGACAUCAUAAUCCUGACUUUUCAGUUGUACUAAUCUAAAUGUGUUUUUAUUUUUUUAAUGGUUUAUGUUAAGAAGUCUCAAAAGUCAACAAUAUUCAAGUGCCUUAUGUAUAGAACAUAUAUGCUAUUGUGCAGUAUGACUGCUGACACAUAUACUUUCCUCUGAGCGAGGGCCCAUCCGUAGGGUACUUUUGUUUUGUAAACGGAAGAAUGCCCAAGUCCCAACAAUUAAAAUGAAAAACUAAAAUCAAGCUUUUGAGUUUAUAUCAAUGUUAAGUAUGUUUUAUAUAUUACGAGGAAGAUGAUCUCUCCUAGAGAAAUAGCUAAGGGUUACUUAAUUAUUAGUUAUUAAUAGCAUAGUCAUAUGUAGACAUACGUACUACCACAGACUUGUUCCAGUUUUUAGGAGGAGGAGCAUUAUGACAGAGACUUGUCAAUAGAAAAUGUUCUCGUCAUGACGGUUCUGUGAGGUCUGAUGUACGCUUUUUUCGAAAGUGCAACACACCAAGAACGUAGUAGUUGGGCAUGUGCAAAAGUGCAGAUGAAAAAUGAUGACUGAUUUGAAUGUGAGAAUGUCUGAGAAUUGGAAAGGAACAGCUGCAACUUCUGACUAUCAAUGUAUCAAACUGAAAAAUGAAAUUGAUGCACUUUUGAAGCUGUUGUUUCCAUGUGAAAGGAAAGCCAGUCAGUGUGAGGUGAUCUGAAACUUGAACCCUGUGUACAUUGCUUUGUGUACAAUCAUCAUACUGUAUACGUGUCUAUAGGAGCCUGGUGGAGAAGAAUGAUCCGAAAGUGGCAUUGCAAUGUGUGAAAAGGGUUCUUUCAUCUCAUUCUGUACAAGGAGGGCAGAGUCCCAUUUCUAUAGGGAACAUUCACAUUGUGUGAUGCUUCUUACACAGAUUUCAUGUGUACAUUUAUGCUACAGCUUCAUGCAGGAUUUGACAUCUAUUUCUCGUUCGUGACCGGAACAAACAAUACAUCAUUCCCUAGAUCAAACCUUCAUUAAAGCAGUGCAGCUAGAUUAUUUCUUGACGAGUUCAAUUUUCUGCAUAGUUACUUCACUAAAAACAAAAACUCAUUGAAAAAAAAUUUGCUUGAAGUCUUUGAUUAUUUUCCCCUUUUGGGCCUGUUUUUUUACUGUAAUGAGUUCAAAACAAGAAUGUGUUGCAAGAAUUUUCUGGAGGCUAGACUGAAAUUUAUUUGCUGUCUUAGGAAUAAGGACUAUGUCUUUGACACUUUGGAGUUGCCUCCAGAAGCAGGUCUACAGACCAGCCCUUUUAUUUCGCUUGUCCCGGUCACUCAGCAUUGUCUGUUUUUAAAUGGGUUUUUUUGUUUUUUGUUCUGUUCUAGUUUAAGUGUGUGUUUUGUAUUUUUUUUGUUUGGGUUAUUUUUUUGGAGAGGGAAGGAGGGGGUUGUAUUGUUAUGGGUUUUUUUGUUUUUUUUACACUAACUCGCUUGUGUCAUGUGCCAGAACAGACUGACAGAUCAGAGCAACUGUUUGGCUAGCACGAUAGUUUUGUGAGACACAGGACACACCAAGUCUUCACAGCUCUUGGUAACAAGAAGAGAAAAUCCCCAAAGCUUUUACCACAUUUUGCUUUGCGCUACCAGUGUAGGCUGUUCAUGUAAAAUUUCAAUGAUUUGUUCUCUCGAGUAUUGCUAUCUUUAUUUUAAAGUUUGCUUCUGGGUGAAUAAGAUCUACGAGGAAAAAUGUGUAAAUUAAUCAUGUUAGAAAAAAGAUCAGAGAAAUAUUUCCUGCAGUGUAGUUCUGUUCUGGCACAGUGCACAAACUGUUUCGGUGCAUGUGCACUCACGCUGAAUGUACAUUUUUGUACAUAAAACUGACAUGUCUAAAUGAGACUGAGCUCAAAACUACAGUAAGGUAAAUAGGAUAUUGAGUGUUACAUUUUUUUCUAGAAAUUUAUUGUUUGGAUAUCUUUAUUGUGUUCAGUCCCUUUUCCGGGCUUUAGGGUGGUAAAUAAAUUUUUUUCCUCAAAUGCUGUGGUUCAUAAAACAAGAGAGGAAUUCUCCCACAGAACCACAUUAAAUUUGUGUUGCUUUUUAUUUAGUGAGUGCACAUAACAUUUUUGUUCUUUUGAUGUUAAAACAUCCAUUGACAUGCCAUGAACAAUUCUCAUUAAAGAUGGUGCAAAUCUUCAACUCAUGAAGUCAUAUUGAAACUCAUCAUUUCAAUACAACUCUUUUUCAGAAAGGAUUUGUUAUUGCUUUUCUUUUUGAAUAUUUAUGGCCUAGAUUCUAUGUUCAGUAAAAUAACUCCCCAAAAGAGUGUAUCCAGCCCCCCACAUGAUACAUCAUUUGAAGUUCACAAACAAUUCGUUGUCAGAAGCUAUUUUCUUCUCCCUUUUUUAAAAAUAUGUCAAACUAUAUGCAUGCUUUUUCUGUAACAUUAAUUUUUCUAAUUGGGGAAACAGAAGCUGGUGCCGAGAGCUUCAAAUUUCUUCAAGAACGGACACCAUUUUUCACUUGACUCUAUCACCAGCAGUCAUGACUACCACUAUUUAUAAUGAGAUUUUGGAGCUGUUGCGUUAAUCUACGGUGGUGUGCUUGUGUUGAGCAGUGCCACUAGAAAUAGCCAUCAGACUCGUAUUUUUCCCGAGUGACAUCCCUCGUGCUUCACAUACAGCAUAAUGGUGAGACUGCCACACAAGUUCAGAUCUACUCUCGUAUACUCGUAUGUCAUCCAAAGGUCUGGACACUGCUUCAUUCUAUACUCGUAAUUAGUAUACGUAUACAUCAUUGACAGAUCUGCCUAUUGCUUUGCACUUUUACUCUCUCAGAUGACUAGUAUGGUGUAAUUGAAGUCUUGUGAAGCUCUUAUUAAAGUUACAUGAUUUUAAUAAUUUGUUUGGUUAUUUAUUUUAUUUUUUUUACUAUUUAUUUCAUCACUUUUUUUUUUCCUUUUCUUCACAAAAAGAAGACUUUGUCCCUUAGUAUAUAUUGUGAUUGCUUUGCUAUGAGGUUACUUCUUUUAUCAAUUUAUAAACAAUGAGACCUGGUGAAUAUUGCAAGAAAAAUCCUCAAGUGCUUGCUGUAAAUGACAUUUCUUUCUCUGUUUUAUUCAGUGGGAGAUGUCUAUGUAUCUUGUACAAAGCUAUUUGUUUGUAUUAGUUGCUUUAGGGCCACCAUGUGAUAUCUAUCUACACAGAGUACGAAAAGUGUUCACCAACCCCCCUCCUCAAGUAAAAGUUUAAAUUAAAUUGGACUUAACGUUGAGCUACUUUUAGUGAAAAGCCAGCAAAUAAUUUUUAAUUUUUCCAUAAUACAAUAGGCUCUUCUUGAUUGGCGUUUGAAGUUUUUUCUGUUAAAGUUCCCGCCCCACUUACCCGUACCUCUCGGAGUUUAAAUUUGUAGAAAACACACAAAAAAAGAAACAUUUUCUGAGUUCUGUUCAUUUUGGGGGAAACAAACUCGAGGCAUGUGCAGUUCUUUGUGCAUUUUUGCAAUCAACUUGGUGUAGUACCUAAUGAUUUUGCUUUGGUUUGUUAGCCUAUUCUAACUUGUAUUCAUCCACUUACUGACCGAAUUUAUCAUUGUGACUGCUUCAUAUUUCAUUUCAUUAAUGUUCAUAUUAUUAUUUUCUCUGUCCUUGUUUUGGCUUUAGUAUUGUAGUUUGUUCUGUUGGCUGUUUUAUUAUACGAAUGUUUUAUCUCGUUUUGUUCUGCUUUGUCAUGAUUUCUGCAUUGAAGGAGAUAUGUACGAAAUGAGAGCUAUAUGGUAAGGCAAUUAAUGAUUGAAUAAUAUUUAUACUAUCACCAACAUCCUCAGAAAGCAGCCUGUCACACUUUCAUGUACAAAUUAUGCUCUACCCAAACCCUUGUCCCUUCAGCAAUCACUUUCUUGUUCCCUCCACCCCCAUGGUAGUUUGUCUAGCCAUCGUAAAGCUAUACCAGAGGAGGAGAAUGAUGUGUUUGCUUAGAGCGGAUCACGGAACUUUUUAGGUUAGUUUAACUGAACAAUUCUUUUUGUUGUUUAAUUUUAUACAAGCAUCUAAAUUUAAUUCAAUAACGGUCUCUGGUUUGUUGAAAAAUAGCUUAGGCCAGUUAUACUUACGUUGCUUCACUAUAUGUUGUAGCAGUACCCAUCAGUUAAUGGUGCCUUCGCUUGACACUCAAGUUACUACACUUUUUCUAAAAGUCUUGACUAAAAAAGAAAUCAUCGGUUCAAAAUGGCAUGUAAUCAUUAGCAAGAAUCAUUUGAAAGUUAAAUACAUUGUUUCUUGUUUUUCCUGUGCAAGGUAUUCAUAAGCAUUCUAUUCAUUUCCAAGCACACUAGGCCUGCUUCUGUAUCUUAUUAUGGCAGAGUUGUGGAGUAAAACUGGUCUGCCUGGGGUGCAGUGUUUUCAUGACUGUAUUGCUUACGUUACCCGUUCCACAAUAUGUUUUCUAUUCUUUUGUAAAAAUUUUUAAUGUAGCAAUUAUCAGAAGCAUAUUUGUCGUAAGGUGAAAUGAACUUAGUGUGCCCUGUAGGGUUAGUCCCAACAAGGUCCUGAUGUAGACUGCGCUUUUUGUUCAAUAAUAGUCUAUAAAAUACUGGUGAUAUUGGCCCCUUUUUCACUUCAGUUUCUCCACAUUUAGAUAAUGAAGGUAGCAAAACAAACAAAUGAUCUGGUGAUACUUUUUAGAACAGUUUAUCUGUGAACUUGGUACAGUUUUUGGUUCAUAAAAUUCUCUUGUUAAAAAGUUGGAGAAAGGUAUAUGUCCAGUGUUACGUACCUAUAUCAAAUACCUUUUCUGUAAAUUUUCAAGAAGUCGUCACUGCGAACGCAAUAAAAAACCAAAGUUCUAUGGUGCUACAAUUCAGUAAUUAAUAAUAUAUACUAUGCAACAACA
Messenger RNA from Aplysia californica (California sea hare), 9806 nucleotides. RefSeq names its product collagen alpha-1(I) chain. The record is from RefSeq and is a predicted model, not a curated record. Lineage: Eukaryota; Metazoa; Mollusca; Gastropoda; Aplysiida; Aplysiidae.